CGGCGACGCGUCUGCGGCGCGGGAGGCGAGGCUCCGGGGCUAUGAGGAGAGAACAUUGAAAUUAUUCUCUAAGCUAUUUGAAGAGAGUGACUAAAUGCACCUGGGUCAGGCUGUCUGUGGGUAUGAAGUGGUUGGGAGAAUCCAAGAACAUGGUGGUGAAUGGCAGGAGAAAUGGAGGCAAGUUGUCUAAUGACCAUCGGCAGAAUCAAUCAAAAUUACAGCACACGGGGAAGGACACCGUGAAGGCUGGCAAAAACGCAGGCGAGAGGAGGUCGAGCAGAUGUAAUGGUAAUCCAGGAUUUGAAGGACAGAGCCGAUAUGUACCAUCUUCUGGAAUGUCUGCCAAGGAGCUCUGUGAAAACGAUGACCUAGCAACCAGUUUGGUUCUUGAUCCCUGUCUAGGUUUUCAGACACACAAAAUGAACACGAGCGCCUUUCCUUCGAGGAGCUCAAGGCAUUUUUCAAAAUCUGACAGUUUUUCUCACAACAACCCUGUGAGAUUUCGGCCUAUUAAAGGAAGACAAGAAGAACUAAAGGAAGUAAUUGAACGUUUCAAGAAAGAUGAGCACUUGGAGAAAGCCUUCAAGUGUCUGACUUCAGGGGAAUGGGCACGGCACUAUUUUCUCAACAAGAACAAAAUGCAGGAGAAAUUAUUCAAGGAACAUGUAUUUAUUUACUUGCGAAUGUUUGCAACUGACAGCGGAUUUGAAAUAUUGCCUUGUAAUAGAUACUCGUCGGAACAAAAUGGAGCCAAAAUAGUUGCAACGAAAGAGUGGAAACGAAAUGACAAAAUAGAAUUACUGGUGGGUUGUAUUGCCGAACUUUCAGAAAUUGAGGAGAACAUGCUACUUAGACAUGGAGAAAACGACUUCAGUGUCAUGUAUGCCACACGGAAAAACUGUGCUCAGCUCUGGCUUGGUCCUGCUGUGUUUAUAAACCAUGAUUGCAGACCUAACUGUAAGUUUGUGUCAACUGGUCGAGACACAGCAUGUGUGAAGGCUCUAAGAGAUAUUGAACCUGGAGAAGAAAUUUCGUGUUAUUAUGGAGAUGGGUUUUUUGGAGAAAAUAAUGAGUUCUGCGAGUGUUACACUUGUGAAAGACAGGGAACUGGUGCUUUUAAAUCCAGAGUGGGACUGCCUGCGCCUGCUCCUGUUAUCAAUAGCAAAUAUGGGCUCAGAGAAACAGAUAAACGUUUAAAUAGGCUUCAAAAGUUAGGUGACAGCAGCAAAAAUUCAGACAGUCAAUCUGUCAGCUCUAACACUGAUGCAGAUACCACUCAGGAAAAAAACAAUGCAAGUAAGUAGGGGAGAUUCGAUAAGCAUAUCUUUUUUUCUUCUUUUUUUUUUUAAAGUAUUUUCACAUAGUUUGCUUUCUAAAGCAUGCGUUAAUAGUUUUGAUCUUUUAAACAUUGAGAGAAACUCUGGGAUUCAUGCACUUCACCAGCACUGCAAGGUUCUAGAAGUGAUUCGAGCACAAAGGCAGUCUGUAUCAUGCCUCCAGAUCUCACAUGGUACUAAACUGUCUGCUUUUCUGGAAUACUUGGUAACUGGAUAUUAAGUUCUUCACCGUGUGUUCCAGGGUCAUCAUGUGUUUAACAGAAAGCUUUGCAAGUUGUUAGUUUCUCUGUAAUGAUGUUGUUAGGUCCGCAAGAAGACAAAGGACGGGGUGGCGUCACACAGGCCUGUCCUGCG
Molecule: messenger RNA, 1691 nt
Organism: Hippopotamus amphibius kiboko
Lineage: Eukaryota; Metazoa; Chordata; Mammalia; Artiodactyla; Hippopotamidae
Product: histone-lysine N-methyltransferase KMT5B
Exons: 2
Coding region: 123-1304 (393 amino acids)
Cellular component (GO): nucleus
Molecular function (GO): histone H4K20 methyltransferase activity; protein binding
Source: RefSeq, a predicted model, not a curated record